AUCGGGGUGGGCGUGGCUUCGCCAUUGCAGCGCUGGGAGUCGCGGAGGCCGUAUCGUACACAGUGGGGGAUCAGUAGUACAUACAGCGAGACACCCCGGAUACGGUGUCGGCGAUGUCCGGACGUGGGAAGUCUGGCGGAAAGGCCCGGGCCAAGGCCAAGUCCCGCUCCUCCCGGGCCGGCCUGCAGUUCCCCGUCGGCCGCGUCCACCGGCUGCUCCGGAAGGGGAAUUACGCCGAGCGGGUCGGGGCCGGGGCCCCCGUCUACCUGGCCGCCGUGCUGGAGUACCUGUCGGCUGAGAUCCUGGAGCUGGCGGGGAACGCGGCCCGGGACAACAAGAAGACCCGCAUCAUCCCCCGCCACCUGCAGCUGGCCAUCCGCAACGACGAGGAGCUCAACAAGCUGCUGGGAGGGGUGACCAUCGCCCAGGGAGGGGUCCUGCCCAACAUCCAGGCCGUACUGCUGCCCAAGAAGACCCAGACCUCCAAGAAAUGAGCCCCCCUGCCCAGGGGGGCAUCCAUUGGGGCCAGGGGGGGUCCUGUGCCCACCCUAUUCCAGCAUCACAGGGGUUAAUUAGCUUUUAUGCAGGAACAGGGUGCUAUGGCUCUGUACCCCAUUCCUGUAUCCAUUUAUACAGCAUUGUGUGCAGGAACAGGGUGCUAGGGCUCCGUACCCCAUUCCUGUAUCCAUUUAUACAGCAUUGUGUGCAGGAACAGGGUGCUAGGGCUCCGUACCCCGUUCCUGUAUCCAUUUAUACAGCAUUGUGUGCAGGAACAGGGUGCUAGGGCUCCGUACCCCGUUCCUGUAUCCAUUUAUACAGCAUUGUGUGCAGGAAAAGGGUGCUAGGGCUCCGUACCCCGUUCCUGUGUCCAUUUAUACAGCAUUGUGUGCAGGAACAGGGUGCUAGGGCUCCGUACCCCAUUCCUGUACAUUCCUAUAUCCAUUUAUACAGCACUGUAUGCAGGAACAGGGUGCUAGGGCUCCGUACCCCAUUCCUGUAUCUAUUUAUACAGCAUUGUAUGCAGGAACAGGGUGCUAGGGCUCCGUACCCCAUUCCUGUAUCCAUUUAUACAGCACUGUAUGCAGGAACAGGGUGCUAGGGCUCCGUACCCCAUUCCUGUAUCCAUUUAUACAGCAUUGUGUGCAGGAACAGGGUGCUAGGGCUCCGUACCCCAUUCCUCUAUCCAUUUAUACAGCAUUGUGUGCAGGAACAGGGUACUAGGGCUCCGUACCCCAUUCCUGUAUCCAUUUAUACAGCAUUUUAUGCAGGAACAGGGUGCUACGGCUCUGUACCCCAUUCCUGUAUCCAUUUAUACAGCAUUGUAUGCAGAAACGGGGUGCUAGGGCUCUACCCCGAUUCCUGUAUCCACUUAUCCAGCAUUGUAUGCAGGAACAGGGUGCUAGGGCUCUAUACCCCAUUCCUGUAUCCAUUUAUACAGCAUUGUAUGCAGAAAUGGGGUGCUAGGGCUCUACCCCGAUUCCUGUAUCCACUUAUCCAGCAUUGUAUGCAGGAACAGGGUGCUAGGGCUCUAUACCCCAUUCCUGUAUCCAUUUUUACAGCAUUGUAUGCAGGAACAGGGUGCUAGGACGCUGUAUCCAGAUUUCUAUAUCCAUUUAUAAAGCAUUUUAUGCAGGAACAGGGUGUUAGGGCUUUGUACCCUGAUUCCUGUAUCCAUUUAUACAGCAUUGUAUGCAGGAACAGGGUGCUAGUACCCAGAUUUCUAUAUCCAUGUAUACAAUAUUUUUAUGCAGGGUACAGGCUAUACAGAGGGUUCUGCAACCCAUUGUUUCCAAGUCUUGUGCCCCCAAGGCCAACCCUCCAGACUUUAAGGAUAUCCACACUUCAGCGCACAUGGUUAGAUCAGAUUCACUGAGGUACUGAUUAAGUCACCUGUGCUGAAGCAGGUGAUAACCUUAAAACGUGGCCUGCUAGGCGUUGAGAACCAUGUUUAUGGAACGCAAGUUUUGCAAAGUCCACCGAGCCAUUGAUUCCUGUAUCACAGAUUAAAACCCUAUUUUUUACGGAGCGUUGAGUUAUGAGCUCCCACAUUCUGUAACUCAUGGGUUAAUAAUCCCUUCAUGGAGCGGGGUGCAAGUCUGCCCAAUGGUGCGCCUUCAUGGUAAGGGUUAACUUACUUUUUCUUGUUGUUGCCGAAAUGGGGUGUUCAUCGCUAUAGGUGUGAUUUCAUUUUCAGGCAGUGACCGUGACUUGCAGUGCACGCAGCAGCACAUCGUGCCGCUCCGGAAUUGCUUACUUUUGUUCACAAUCCCACAGGAGUGUGUAUGAAAAUAUGUAAUCUCUGGGCUGCAGCAAUGUGCUGUGCUGCCCAUUCCAGUAUUCUAAAGGGUUAAUUUUGUGUGUGUGGGGGGGGGGGGGGGGAGGUCCUGUUCAAAUCAAGGGCUUUAUUUCGCAACACUGUAGAGGUUGCUUUGAAUAUUUUCGGACGAUUUCGACACAAUGUUUUUUGUUUUUUUUUUCCUCCAGUAUUUUUCCCGUUACCCAAGAAAAAGGGACAGAGUUACGUUAACCACUGUCCCCGGCGAGGACCCCGCAGGCAGUUUUUUUGUGCCUCUGCGCAUGCCCCAUCCCUAUAUAUAUCA
Molecule: messenger RNA, 2600 nt
Organism: Pseudophryne corroboree (corroboree frog)
Lineage: Eukaryota; Metazoa; Chordata; Amphibia; Anura; Myobatrachidae
Product: histone H2A type 2-B-like
Exons: 2
Coding region: 114-494 (126 amino acids)
Biological process (GO): heterochromatin formation
Cellular component (GO): chromatin; nucleosome
Molecular function (GO): structural constituent of chromatin; DNA binding; protein heterodimerization activity
Source: RefSeq, a predicted model, not a curated record